Molecule: messenger RNA, 1867 nt
Organism: Bombyx mori (domestic silkworm)
Lineage: Eukaryota; Metazoa; Arthropoda; Insecta; Lepidoptera; Bombycidae
Gene: veli
Product: protein lin-7 homolog C
Exons: 1
Coding region: 772-1368 (198 amino acids)
Biological process (GO): protein localization to basolateral plasma membrane; neurotransmitter secretion; maintenance of epithelial cell apical/basal polarity
Cellular component (GO): cell-cell junction; synapse; basolateral plasma membrane
Molecular function (GO): protein binding
Source: RefSeq, a predicted model, not a curated record
CGAUGGUUGGGCUGCAAUAAGUUAGUGGGUGCCAGGUUUCAUGAGCGGACACUGAUGGAGCAUCAGUAGUAAUUAUAUGAUGAAUUUGACUUUUUAAACUUAUCAUGGAACACUUGAUGUGAUUCAAGUCCAAAACUUCACAAACUAAUUUGAGUAAAAGUGACUUUAUUGUUAACUCUCUCAUAUUCCUAUUUCCCUGGCAGUUAAACAGAAUUGUUUGAGAUGAAGAGUAAGCCUACUUUCCAAUCUCGGAUAGUACUAACAUCCUGCGGAGGAAUUCGGUACCCACUUGAAAAUAAGUUGGUCGUGAGUUCUUUAACCUGUCUAUACAAUUUAAAAAUUAUAUAAGUUGAAAACCGUUUAAUCUUGGCUGUCUUGGUAAGUGCAGUGAUGUUUUUUGUGGAAGGCAUAUGUUCAUCAAGUAUAACAGAUACCUAGUUAUCGUCAGUCAUUCUCUUAUUUGUGUAUCUCAGUGAUAAUUUCUGUCCGUUAUUGUACAGAUUUUUUGAACAUACAAUCCAAUCCCCAGAAAUAUCCUACACACUUAAAAAUAUAGUCCAAUCCUUUUAUUUCUUAACACCAUAGAUACCUAGUACUCUUCUUAUUUUUUUAAGUGUAUCAUCUAUAUUUUACUCUUUGAAUUCAAUUGAUUUGAUUUAGUCACUGAAUCACUGAUUUCUACAUAAAUUUAUUAUUCUCUAAAAGUAUAUUUCGUGUUAAUUUAUACUCACAAUUUUGUGUAUACUACUUUAGUUUCAAAAAGUGUUCAAAAUGACUACCACUGGCGAACAGUUAACGUUAGCUAGGGAUAUAAAACGUGCCAUUGAAUUACUCGAGAAACUGCAACAGAGUGGCGAAGUCCCUGCAACGAAAUUAGCUGCUCUCCAGAAAGUUUUGCAGAGCGACUUUCUAAAUGCCGUAAGAGAGGUUUACGAGCACGUCUACGAGACUGUAGACAUACAAGGCUCCGCAGACAUAAGAGCUUCCGCAACUGCAAAGGCAACGGUGGCCGCAUUUGCUGCUGCAGAAGGACACGCUCACCCUCGAGUAGUGGAACUGCCGAAAACUGAGGAAGGCUUAGGGUUCAACGUAAUGGGCGGAAAAGAACAAAAUUCUCCGAUUUAUAUAUCUAGGAUAAUACCGGGCGGAGUUGCUGACAGACAUGGUGGCUUGAAGAGGGGUGAUCAACUUUUAUCCGUUAACGGAGUCUCAGUUGAAGGCGAGAAUCACGAGAAAGCCGUAGAACUUCUGAAGCAAGCCGUGGGAUCCGUAAAAUUAGUUGUCAGGUACACACCAAAGGUCUUGGAGGAAAUGGAGAUGAGAUUCGACAAGCAAAGAACUACACGGCGACGCCAAAACUACAACUAAAAUUUUUCACCGGCUUUGCAGUCAUUUAUCAAACAAAGUGUAUUAAUGUACCUGUUAUUUUUAUCCUAUGUUUUAAUGAGGAACUUUGAUAAUCUUUAAGGCAUUGUAAAACUUUAUUUAAUUUUAUAAAAACCUAUAUUACUUUUACACCCAAUCAGUUGGCAGUUGGAGACCAUGGCUAUUAAAAAUUGGGAACUAUUCAAGUAUUGAAAAAUAUUCAAUCUGCUAUUUAUUUAUAUAUUAAAUGAAAACUUUGUUAGUGUGAAUUUAAUUAUAAAGUUUUCUUCUAUUUAAAUCUAAACGGUGUUUUAAAGAAAUUUCCUUUUAUUUACACAUGUUUAAAAUACUUAACAAUUAAUUACUAAUUAAAAUACUUAAAUAAACGAAAUGAAUGUAUUGUAGAUGUAUUAUAAGUUUUUGCACAUGUUAUGAAUGUUUAUUGUAUGUACUUAAUUUAGUUUUUAAGUUAAUAUUAAAAUAUAAUUGAGGCUGUACCAGA